AUGUGCCGCCCCGCCGCGACAGACGAAGCAUCUCCCCGCAAGGCCACCAACGUCGGCCCGUCCACCGGCAUGGAGACCCCGAAGACCGCCACCCACCGCCAAGGCUGCUCGCCGGGAAACCCAUCCACGCCGCUCGCCAACUUCCCGCCACCGGAGCCGGCAAGAAACCUGAAAGCUUGUCCGCCAAGACCAGCACUUUUGCGCUGCCGCCCCUACCAGCCCUCUGCCCAGGUAAGGGCGGCCGCCCGCAACCCAGGUCGCCCCCGACCAGCACCCCUGGUCAGGACAGACCUAAAGCCGCCGCCACCGCCCCUCCAACGUGCUCCACCAGAUCUGGUCGGAGAAGACGAAUCCGCACCUGCCGCAGCCGCCACACCGCAAGUGCCCACCCCGCCACUGCCGGGACGCCACGACGCGCUGCCGAAGCCACCUGGCCGCUGCGCCGCCGCGCCGCUGGCCCCCGCCCAAGGCCAGCGCUUCCCGACGAGUGGCUGGCCCGCGCCAGCCGAGGUUCUCGCGAGGAAGGGAAGGAAGGCCCCGCCGCAGCCCUGGCCAGCCGGGCUUUGCCCGGCGGCGCCGCUGGGCGGCUGCGGGGGAAGGGCACCGAGAGAGGAGGUUAGGGGAGGGGGCGGCUAG
Messenger RNA from Aegilops tauschii subsp. strangulata, 636 nucleotides. NCBI's taxonomy places the organism in Eukaryota, Viridiplantae, Streptophyta, Magnoliopsida, Poales, Poaceae. The record is from RefSeq and is a predicted model, not a curated record.